Molecule: messenger RNA, 3148 nt
Organism: Xenopus laevis (African clawed frog)
Lineage: Eukaryota; Metazoa; Chordata; Amphibia; Anura; Pipidae
Gene: gpc1.L
Product: glypican 1 L homeolog
Exons: 9
Coding region: 1105-2763 (552 amino acids)
Biological process (GO): regulation of signal transduction; regulation of protein localization to membrane; negative regulation of fibroblast growth factor receptor signaling pathway
Cellular component (GO): extracellular region; plasma membrane; synapse
Molecular function (GO): fibroblast growth factor binding
Source: RefSeq, a predicted model, not a curated record
UCCAUGCUGGAGUCAGUGUGGCCGGGAGCAGCGGGGGAGGCAGCAGGAUCAGCGCCGGGCGAGCAUCUCGGUUGCACAUAAUACGCGGUGUAUAACGGUGACAGUGGGAGGACACCAGUGGGUGACACGGAAGAGUCUCAGUGUGUGGGUAACGUGUCAUGCAGUGGAUCUGUCAGUGCGACAGACGCAUGUGUGAGUAGCGGCACAGAGAAGCAGGAUGGGGCUGCAGCAUGUCGCGGUGUGAUACAGAGCAGCCUAUUGACUGGCGGAUCCAUUACAAAGGGAUCGUUUAGCCCCAAUGUUACAAGGUCAUCAGUUACAUUGUGUCGCUUUCCCCGCCGGCCAGUGACUCGCGGAAAUAUCCGAUCGCCGCAUCGCAGAAUAAGGACAACACCCAGCAGCAAAGCUUCCAGCCGUCAUGAGCCGCUUGUUUAGUGGAGCAGCGAUCUGCCUGCACCCCCUGCCCUGCUGUCACUGACUAGCAGCCGCCCCAAGCCCAAGCCAGGGGAGACCUCCAGCCUGACUCAACUCAAGCCUGACUCAACUCCAUCCUGACCCAAAUCAAGCCUGACCCAACUCCAGCCUGACCCAACUCAAGCCUGACUCAACUCCAUCCUGACCCAAAUCAAGCCUGACCCAACUCAAGCCUGACUCAACGCCAGCCUGACUCCAGUGCUGCCCCAGGCUCAAGCUCUCGCUAAGUGAGUCAAGUGAGAGCAGUGCAAGUGGCAUUCAGUUAGGUUUCAGCACAGACUUUGCGGCAUUGUCCUGCUUUGUGCUUUGUUCUCCUUGUAGUCUGAUCCCAGUAUCUACAUUAUACAGAAGGAUCCAUAUCCUGGGCAUGCCCUACCCCAGCUUUGCUGCAUCAUCUUUAUCCAGGGGCUUUUGUGUUCCCCUACUGACAUAUGAAUGCACCCUCAGCUGAGCUACUAGCUCCUGUAUCUCUUCUGUGCUCUCAGCUGCUCCCAGGGACAAAGCAGAAGCUGUAAGAGUUAUUGGCUUUACUCCUGGACUGUUUAUGUGGCUUCCUUUACCCUUGUGUCUUCUUCAAAACUCUCCUUCCUCUAUAACCUGGGCUUAUACCCCAACCCAACCACAAAGGUAAUGGAGCGGCUCUGCUGGGGUUGGUGGUGGCAUCUUGGCUUUUUGUGCCUUAUGCAGUGGGCAGCUGGGGACACUGGAAGUAAAACCAAAAGCUGCAGUGAGGUGAAGCAGGUGUACCUGGCUAAAGGCUUCAGCCUGAAUGGAGCACCCCAAUCAGAAAUCUCAGGAGAGCAUCUGAGGAUCUGUCCUCAAGGUUACACCUGCUGCACCUCAGAGAUGGAGGAGAACUUUGCCAAUAUAAGCAGACUGGAGUUUGAAUCCAAACUGAGGGAAUCCAGUGCUUCUAUUCAGAGGCUGCUCACUACACAGCACAGGAACUUUGACAGUUACUUCCAGGACUUGCUGAAUACAUCAGAGCGGGUUCUUCAAGAAAGCUUCCCUAGCCAAUAUGGAGAUCUUUAUAGCCAAAAUAGCAAAAUAUUCAAAGACUUGUACUCAGAACUGCGUCAGUAUUACAGAGGCUCCGGAAUUAACCUGGAAGAAGCCUUGACGGAAUUCUGGAGCCGCCUGCUGGAGCGUGUGUUCAAGGCACAGCACACACAGUACUCCUUUUCAGAAGAGUACAUGGACUGUUUAGUGAAGCAAUAUGAGCAGCUCAAGCCCUUUGGGGACACCCCACGAGAGGUGAAGCUAAAAGCAGCCCGAGCAUUUAUUGCAGCCCGUUCCUUUGUGCAAGGACUCAAUGCUGCUGCUGAUGUUGUCAGGAAAGCCAAUCAGGUUCCCAUGAGCACAGAGUGCGCACGUGCCACCAUGAAGCUCAUGUACUGUCCUCACUGCCGCGGCCAUUCCAGCAUAAAGCUUUGUGGUAACUACUGCUGGAACGUCAUGCGCGGUUGUCUGGCCAACCAGGCAGAUCUGGACUCAGAAUGGAGAAACCUUAUUGAGUCACUGCUGCUGGUGGCUGACAAGUUUACUGGGUCUUCCAAUGUGGAGAAUAUUGUGGGGGCGAUCCACACCAAGAUUUCGGAGGCAAUUACUCACAUGCAGGAAAACAAGGAACUCCUAACAAACAAGGUAUUUAAAGUCUGCGGGAAUCCAAAAAAGACCAACAAAGGUUCCAAAUCUGAGGAGAGGAGACGGAAAGGCAAGGCUACUCAGGAAGAAAAAUCUGCUGUUGCCACAAUGGACAACCUGAUUUCAGAUGUGAAAGGAAUACUGAGUGAUAUUCAAGAUUACUGGGUUACUCUACCAAGUUUAUUCUGCACAGAAAAGGUGACUGCUGGCCCUGGAAACGAAGACAAGUGCUGGAAUGGAAUAACUAAGGGCAGGUAUAUGCCUGAACCCAUGGGUAGUGGUUUGGCCAAUCAGAUUAACAACCCAGAGGUUGAUGUUGACAUUACAAAGCCCGAUAUGACCAUUCGACAACAAAUAAUGCAGCUGAAGAUCAUGACAAGUCGCCUGAGAAAUGCAUACAAUGGCAACGAUGUGGAUUUUCAAGACACCAGUGAUGACAUCAGCGGCUCUGGAAGUGGCGAUGGCUGCAACGAGGACAUAUGUGGUAGAAAGCUCUCUGGAGACACUGUCAUAAUUCAGACGGCAACACACGUAGUUCUGAACCAGCCUAACCCUGGGGCGUCAGGGACGGGCACCCACCUCUAUUCCUGGGACCUAAUCAUAUGUCUUGUGGCUCUACUUGUUGCACAGUGCACCAGAUGGUAACUGAUAUCAAUUGUCAUAAUAAAGGGAAUGCUCUUGUGUUUGCCCAAAAUAAACUUGACAACGUCCAGAUUUUGGAAGCGGAAGCGCGUGCGGGCAUCUGGGUCACUAUAACACUGUGCUCUUCUGCAGUCUCAGCCUGCCUCUGUACCUCUAGUUUCUUUUGUAUCCGAGUGCAUUUUAUUUGCCAAUACAGAUGGUUUAUAGGUUACUAUUGUUACAAGUGAUGGGAAUCACACUAAUUACAUAUCUUUUUUUUUUUUAAAGAUGAAAUAACUUCCAAGAAAUAUUUAUUAGUUCAGAGACGUACAGCUCCUAGAGUCGCACUGCUGCAGCCAUUUAUGCAAUUUUCUUUCUGUUUCUAUAUAAAGGACCCUUUUGUUAUUUA